Molecule: messenger RNA, 724 nt
Organism: Hermetia illucens (black soldier fly)
Lineage: Eukaryota; Metazoa; Arthropoda; Insecta; Diptera; Stratiomyidae
Product: cuticle protein 7-like
Exons: 2
Coding region: 100-540 (146 amino acids)
Cellular component (GO): extracellular matrix
Source: RefSeq, a predicted model, not a curated record
UUCAUAUAAAAGACGAUGGUGCAUUGUGAAUUGACCGUAGUUUACUUUAGUUCUUUACUCACUUCGAGUCAUACAUAAUAAAUCUACACGCACAAGAAAAUGGCAGCGAAAUUUAUAGCCGUUCUUGCACUGAUCGCAACCGUCAGCGCGGUGGAAUAUUCUGCGUAUCAUGCUCCCGUCUACGCUGGAUACCAUGCAGCCCCAGUUGUGAAAUAUGCCGCCCCCGUUGUCAAAACCAUCGAGUAUGCUGCACCAGCCCAUUACGACUUCACAUAUUCCGUCAACGAUCCUCACACUGGAGACAUCAAAAGUCAAUCAGAAUCACGGAAGGGAGAUAUCGUUCAUGGCCAGUACUCUUUGGUUGAUCCCGAUGGUUAUCAAAGAAUUGUUGACUACACUUCCGAUCCACACAAUGGUUUUAACGCCGUCGUCCGACGUGAACCUUUGGGACACAAGGUCGCUUAUGCCGCCCCUGUUGCCAAGGUUGUUGCUCCAAUUGCUCACUAUGCCGCCCCGCUAGCUCAUACCUACCACUAUUAAAAGAUGUAGUCGUGUGUAAUGGCAUAUAGUGCACGUGCGCUUUUUUCGCGCUCGUAAAGGACAGUGUGCUUGUUUCGCGAGUUGUUUUCUUAAAACAAACUUUAUUAUGUAAAGUGUUACUUAUUAAUAUUAUGUUCUACUUUUACCUUUUUGUAAAUAAAACAAAAGCAUGAAAAAUAUAAAA